Darwinula stevensoni is the source of this 735-nucleotide messenger RNA. Lineage: Eukaryota; Metazoa; Arthropoda; Ostracoda; Podocopida; Darwinulidae. The record is from the annotation of a GenBank genome assembly.
UUACCAGAAGCAAUUGCUGAUGUCUUGCCAGAACAAGCCAAACACAUUGAGAAAUUACGUAGUCAAUUAUUGGCGCAUUUUUUGUCUUAUGGUUAUGAGCCAGUUAUUCCUCCGAUGAUUCAAUAUCUUGAUUCUCUUUUGAUUGGCGGUGGCUCAGAUCUCGAGUUACAAACCUUUACCUUGGUCGAUCAAUUAUCAGGAAAAACGUUAGGUGUACGUGCCGAUAUGACACCUCAGGCGGCUCGAAUUGAUGCACAUUUGUUGAAAAACAAUGAAAUUAACCGCUUAUGUUACUGUGGAUCUGUUUUGCGUACACAGCCGACACACUUACUUGGCUCGCGUGAAAUGAUUCAAAUGGGUGCAGAAAUGUUUGGUUGUGAUCAGAUUGAGGCAGAUCAAGAGUCGUUGGCUUUGUUGUUAACUGCAUUAGGUAAGGUGGGUUUAUCUCAUUUAUUGAUUGACUUAUGUCACGCUGGCCUUGUUGAGUCAUUGCUUGAUGACUGCCAAUUGGAUCAAGUUACUGAAAAUGCGCUUCAUCUUGAUUUGGCUGAUUUGCGUGGUUAUCAUUACCAUACUGGACUUAUGUUCACGGUCUAUGUUCAGGGGCUAAAUAAGGUCAAUUCUGUAACCAAUCCUAUUGCUUAUGGUGGACGAUAUGAUGGCGUGGGCGAAGGUUUUGGGCGCACUCGACCUGCCGUUGGAUUUUCGUUUGAUUUAUUGCAAUUGUCUGAAAUG